GAUUUUACAAAAAUACAACUUUCUUUUUCAUAACCGUAUAAAAGCUGCAAACUUUGUUCUUAUAUACUCAUUGUAUGAUUAUAUAGCUUCCUCUAACAACUUGUCAAAAUGGGCAUAAUAUCAUCAUCCACACGGAGUAUUGAACAGGACCGUUCAGAUAUCCAGAGAAUGUUUGCGGCAGCAAAACUGGGGAAUUGGGGAGAAGUGUGGCGAAUUUUAGGGACCCCAGGUAGACCACUGAAACCAUAUCUCAUAAACCUAGUCCCAGAGGACAGAAGAUGGGGUUUACUACAACAGGCUGUUUGGUGGAACAAUCACGCCGCAAUAAGAACUCUACUUCAGUUUCAAGCAUGUGACAAAACAUUAAAGGCAAAGGAUGGCAUUUCCGAGAAAGGACCAACGGGUGGCAAUACAGCACAGCAAAUAGCUGAUUUGUUUGGAUAUUUAGAGGCUUCGAAGAUCAUUCAGAACCACAUCACUCCUGAAAGUGAGGAGGACAUCGAAACAUACUACGAUGGGAAUAGCUCUAUCGAAAAUGAAGAAUAUGGUCUAUUCAGACUUACAUUGGCGGCGUACAAAGGCGCUUUUCAUCCGUCUUAUGUCGACAAAACGAAACAACUUCCAGUUUUAUUGAAUGAUGUUUUUAAGCAUGUCAAUACAGGUAAAAACUGGAUAGCUGUUAGGGAUAAAGUUUCACAGUCACUUUAUCCAGCAUGUAAGGAGGCAAGCAACGUGGUUAGUCAAUGUACCACCAAAUUAGACUUUUACAAGAUGAUUGUUAAUGUAUAUACCGACGAAACAACCCAAUUAUAUACGUACCUCAACACAGCGUUGAGGCGACAACGGGAUACAGGCUUCAAACCUACAGCAAAUGAUCUAGCGCUCGGACCAUAUAUUCUAAUGUUCCAUCUACUUCUGUUUUGCUGGAGAAAUUUGGUCAGAGAAAAAACAAAAACACAUCGCAAAAUGAAGGUUUCUGCGAGAGAUCUAGCAAAGUACCAACCAGGAACAAAGUUUACGUGGUUAUCAUUUGUUUCAUCCUCUGUUCAACAACAAUGUGCUCAGAUUUUUCCGUCGUGUGCACCAAGUGGCGACCUGGAAGUGCAUUUCAUUAUUGACAACUCUGGUGAUUCGCAGUGGCAACCGCUGAACAUUGAGGAUUAUGCCUGCUACACAGAAAAGGAAAGAGUUUACCCAGCAGGAGCACAAUUCUUAGUUAAAGGACGUUCAACUAAAACUGGAGUGCCGACAAUUCAGCUGAAACUCUUAGGAAGCGAAUAGAAUAAAUUAAUCAUUUCGAUUAAACUAGUAUUGAUGCUUAUUAGAUGUUCAGAGAAUAUGAUUAUUAUUUGUCUGAUUUAGUAAAUAAUGGGAUUUAUUAUAACGUCAAUUACUAUCUUGGGUACAAACCUGGAGUCGGUUUCAAAAAAAAACUUACGACUAAGAUUAAUCGUAAGUAUAAUGAAUUGUUCAUGACUAACAAUUAAUUUUAGUCGUAAGUUUUUUUGUGAAACGGACUCCUGUCAUGAUAUGUUUAAGUAUUUAGGUAUAUAAACAUUUCAAAAGGGAUUCGUAGGAAAAAAAAUUAAUAAUGUUUUAUAGAAACUAAGUACAUAAUUCCCCAAGCAAUGCGGACUUCAUUCUAUUUCCUACUCUUCAAAGGGGACAACCAUUUGAUGUUCUGGAGGGACUUUACUCCCUAUCAAACCUUUAUCUCCUAUAAUUGCGAGGAUUAUUUAUUAUCUUUUGAGACAAUGGAGUUUUUGAUGAAGAUUAUUUUUUCAAGCUCGCAUUGAAAAUAUUUAAUUUUUAAUUUUUUGCCAGUUGCAGUGUUUGGUCAUUAUUUUCAACUAUAAACGCAAAUGGUCGUCCCAUUAGAACCCUUUUAAAGACUAUUGAAUUCACAAUUAUUUUACUGGCUCUGCCAAUGCCAAUCAUUGGACAUUUACCUAUAUACACCAAGCAUCUAUGCAUUUUGAUGAACUCUCAAUUCCAAAAUAUAGCAUUAAAACUUUAGAUUUUAAUUUUUAGAAAUUAUUGAGCAUUAAAAUUUUAAGAUUUUAGAUUUUAAUUUUUAUAAAUUAUUGAACAUUAAAAUUUUAGAUUUUAAUUUUUUAGAAAUUAUUGAGCGUAAAACAUUUACAAUUUAAGCUCUUUUUUGGUGGUUACAGGGCUCUCAUUUUUAGAAUGGUUUCAAAUCCCACACUUAAUGCGCAGAAAAUUUGAAAUUAGAUAAAGAUUCCAAAUGCCGGAGCAGAAUUUGACAAAUUAUGUUGUGAAAUCCUCUUUUGUGUUGUGAUUUUAUCAUUAUAAGUGUACAUUGUCUGUCUAUAUAGAAUUGAGGUAACAAAUAACUGUUUAUAUAUGUAUUUUAACCUCGUCCUUUUAAUUUAUCUGUAGAGAUUAUAUGUUUUAUAUAUAUUUAUAUAAGCUUUAUCUUUUGUUUAGAUGUGUAGUGUAAUUUUAUUUUAUUUUUUUGAAAAUAAAAGGUCUGAAAUGUCAGACAGCCAAUUAAAGAAUGUUAUAACCAUCAGUAUGAAAUGUUUUUCUUUAUAUACUGUUAAUAAUUAGAAUUUUACUAUAAAAAAAUUGAAAAGAGGUGCAAUAUAAUUUAAAACAUGUGAACAUUUGAUUCCAAAUUAAAAAAGUAAAUAUGUUUUUAAAUUUGA
Messenger RNA from Mytilus californianus (California mussel), 2669 nucleotides. RefSeq lists its product as uncharacterized. Bases 109 to 1281 code for a protein of 390 amino acids. The transcript is spliced from 2 exons. NCBI's taxonomy places the organism in Eukaryota, Metazoa, Mollusca, Bivalvia, Mytilida, Mytilidae. The record is from RefSeq and is a predicted model, not a curated record.